Molecule: messenger RNA, 1254 nt
Organism: Emiliania huxleyi CCMP1516
Lineage: Eukaryota; Haptophyta; Isochrysidales; Noelaerhabdaceae
Exons: 4
Coding region: 1-1254 (417 amino acids)
Source: RefSeq, a predicted model, not a curated record
AUGCGCGUCGAAGAGCGCGCCACUUCCGACGAGCGCGCCUCGCGGCUGGAGGACGUGCGGACCGCCGUCAACGGAGUGGUGGCCUCCGGCUUUGGAGCGGCGUCGCCUCUCGCGUGCGAGGUCUCUCCGGCGCGUGAGCUCGUGCUGACGCUCGAGGCGGCCGCCCAGCACAACAUGGUCCCUCCUCUCGUCUCGCUCCGCCGGCCGUGCCUGCUGUACACGACCAUCCUCCAGCUACAGAAGCGCGCGCCGCUCGUGGCCGAGCGAGGCCUCGGCGGCGGAGAUGCGGCGCUCGAGCGGCAGGCGCUCUUCGGCGCCGCCGAGGCGGUGCGGCUCGCGCGCACUCUCUGCGACAAGCACAUCUCGAGCUCGCGCCGCCGCACGUCCGCCGCCGUCGCCGAAGUCUACGUCGCCCGCCUCUGGCUCUGCCUCGCCCUUCACCGGCGCAGCGCCCACCUCUGGCUUCCGCUUCUUCCUGUGUGCCCCGAGGCCUUCGGGCGCGAUGCCCUCCUCUCCAGGCCCGAGGAGGCCGAGCUGCUCGUCGCGCUGCUGCAGCCGCUCCUGCACGUAGCUUUCUCGCUGCCCGACUCGGCAGCAGCCGCGAGAGGAGAGGCGCCGGAGACGGAGCAGCCGCCGCCGCCAGCCGCCGCCGCCUCGCCGGGCGGCGCGGCGGGCCCGCAGGCGCCUCCGCCACCCGCCUCCAAGGGCGCGCAGCAAGGCGGCAGGCCGGAGCGCGGCAGGCCGGGGGGCGGCACGCCGGAGGGCGGCAGGCCGGAGGGCGGCAGGCCGGAGGGCGGCUCUGCAGCCAGGCAGGAGCCGGAGGGGGGCGACGACCUGCUCGGCUCGCUGCUCGGAUUCAUCCCGCACGCGCCCUUCCCGCCCGUCGCCAACGGCGCGCCGGCGGUGGCGAGCGCGCGAGCGGCGGCGGCGGACGCGCGCGCUGCCGCAGACGCGAGGGCGGCGGCGGGCCUCGGUCAGGACGGCUCGCUGUACGUGCCCUUCGACGAGAGCCGCCUCGAGCGGCGCGCAGGCACCCCCGAGAGCGACGCGGCCACGAGCGAGGCUAGCUUCAAGACGGCCGCGACGCGGUCGUACGCGCACGGCGCGCUCGAGAUGACGGGCCCGAUCGGAGACGGGUUGGAAGGGACGGAGCCCGACUGGCGCGGCGAGGGCACUGGCGGUGGUAGAACGCCGCUGCAGGAAUGGUCAGACGACGCCGACGCCGAGCCAUCGCUGUGGGAGCGUCCCUUAUAG